AUGAAGGAUCUUUACUCUUUUGAUCUUACAAAGGAAGGUGCCAAACAAACUUACGAAAAAGUCUGUCGGGUAUAUGAUCGAAUACUUCGCGAUCGAUUAAACCUCGAAGUGUAUAAGGUUACAGCUCAGCCGGGUAUCUAUGGAGGUUCAGUAUCUCAUGAAUACCAUCUACCAAAUCCAUUAGAAGAAGAUGGAAUUCACUUCUGUUCAAAGUUAGUUUUUUAGAA
Messenger RNA from Strongylus vulgaris, 227 nucleotides. The record is from the annotation of a GenBank genome assembly. NCBI's taxonomy places the organism in Eukaryota, Metazoa, Nematoda, Chromadorea, Rhabditida, Strongylidae.